AUGAGAAUAAAAGUGAGAACACCAAUAAUACUCCUGGCAAUUGCAAUUCCGCUAUUUGCAUCGGAUAACGAAAAUAAAAUAUCAGAAAGUGCCACCGAUGCUGAAAACGAUGUUCAUCAUGACGAGAAAAAACACGAACCACUGAUUUCAGUUGAAGAAAUACAAGUUACAAAAUUAGAGAGCAUCCGUGCCGAAAGGAUCGAAACCACUAGUGCGAACGGCAACUUAACUGAUUCAAUUGGGGAGUCGAACGUAAACCCAGGUCGCAGGAAAACGACUGAAGAGGCCCAGAUAGCGAAAGAGGGUGAAAUACAACUUGAGGAAGGAUUGGAAGGUGACGAGUCGUCAUCGCCGCAAAAGCUGGUUAAUGGCAAGCACAGAAACGAUAGAAAAGUUGAGGAGGGGAUGGGAGAACAUUUGAUGGACUCGUCACUUGCGAGUAAAGCAGAUCAGACAGCAAUGCAGAACGGCACUAUCACUAACAACAGUACAGAAACAGGAUCUUCUGCAAAUAUGAAAGCCGAUUUCAACAAUCUCAAACAAGGAAACACCUCAGAAACACAACAAUUAGAAAGCGACUCUAUGCAUACGAAUUCAAAGAUAGAUGAUCCGAUUGACCCAGUCGACACUGAGAAAGACAAAGGGGGAGAAGUCACAGUACUUGAUGAAGAUGAUUUCAAACUCAGAGGCCGUGUUGCAGUUGAUUACGCUAGCAAAUCGGCUGGUGCAUUAGUCAUCGAAAAGUCUGGGUCCUUCAAGGGGACUUCAAAUUUGCUCAAUGGAGAUAAGGACAAGUAUGCAAUAGCCCCAUGUGAAGAAAAGAAAUUUGUGGUGGUCAGCUUGUCGGAAGACAUCCUUGUAAAGGAAAUCAAGCUUGCAAAUUAUGAACGGUUUUCAUCCACUGUAAAGGAAUUUCAGGUCAUGGGGAGUCAAACUAUGGAUACCUGGGUGGACUUGGGAACGUAUGGCGCUGCACCAGGAAACGGUGAACAAAAAUUUGAACUGAUAGAACCUGCUUGGGCACGGUACUUAAAAUUCAAGUUUCUCAGUCAUCACGGUGUUGAAUACUACUGUACAUAUAGUCAAAUAAAGGUUCAUGGAAGUACCAUGGUGCAAGGGUUUCACGAGCAGUGGGAAGAGAGCGAGGAUCCAGCUGAGGUGGUCGUAGAUGAAAAUAGUGAUUUCGACGGAGCCUCGACGGAUGAAACACAUGGGCGCAACGAAACUUUGGCUAUUGCAAACAGCGAUGAGCACCCUGCCAAAAAUGAAAGAAGAAUGAUACAAAAUAGGACACAUCCUGGAGCGUCUGAAUUUCCAAGCGUAAGUGAGCUUUCCAUGCCGAUGUCAUUGGGAUACAUUCUCGAGGGUAGGCUUUCGAGCGACGACGACACUUUUAAAAGCUACAGGUUGUCGGAUGAUUUCUUGAAGCAUUUGUCCCGCGCGUCGAGAAAAGCAUUGAUGGAGCGUAGAACUCUUGUGCCCCUAGAAGUGGGCACUUCGAUUCGUCUAAAUCAAAUCGUUCCGGAAAUUUCUUCCAAAGGAGGCAAUGUGCAGAUAUCUGCUUCGAAAAUGUCGAUAGAUUUCAAGAAGACUCUUAGUAUACUAUUUGGCCAAACCGACAUGGGGUCGAACGAUAACUUGUCGUAUUUGCUAUACCCUGUGACCAAUGGUGGUCAACCAGAUCUUCGCAAAGCUACAGAUCAGCAAAAGAUACAGCCCUUCAAUAGUUCAGAGGAGGACCGUCUGCGUGAAGAUAAGGGGGACAACAUGGAAAUAGAAAAGAAAAGUCUUGACCCCGAUGUGCUAGAUGACAAAGAAAAUGAUUUGACCACAUCAAGAGAUUUGAAUACUGCAGCUGGGACAUCAUCGCCUACGCCUCAAACACCAACAACUCAGAAUCAGAUUGACUCUUCCGAAGAGUACUUCGAGCUUGACGCGUCGAUUGCGAAGCUUUUGGUUGGUUUGCCCGGUGCUGAUUGCCUUACAAAACUCGAUUUCGCAGAUUUCAAAGCAAAGGCGCAUCGCAAAGACCAUGUUGGACCUGGGUCGUCCAAUCAUGUAGGAUCAAUGGAGCCCAUAUUCAAAAAGCUUACCGAUGAGAUCAAGGCGUUGCAAAUUAACCUUUCUACUCAAGAGCAAUUUACAAAGGUUUCUGUUGCAUGUUAUCAGCGUGUAUUGUUGGACCUGAUGUCAGAGAACGAAAAAACACGGCGACAACAUGAAGUGAGACUUUCAAUGUUAGAAGAUGAGCUUUACUCUUCUGAAGCCUUCGCAUGGCGACUUCUUCGCAGUAUGUCUUCGAUGGUAUCCGUAUUUUAUUCAUUCAUGGUGGCAUGGGGUGAAACGCUGGUGGAAUUUUGGUUCGAGAUUUGGUCAUGGGUCGUAAUUGCAUUUUUUUACACCUUAGGGUCAGGUCUAAAGUUCUUAACGCACCUAUGGCUACCGACGAAACGAUUUUUAUCGUCGUUUGGUCCUCUGUAUCCAGGAAUAAUCCCGCCACUCGUCGACCAUGUUGACAACCUCUUGCAAUACUGUGAACAACGUUGGAGCUCCGCUUAUCUGCCACCGUCAUCUGGAAUCGCACUCGAUGUCAUGAAGUUUGCAACUCUUCAAUUCCUGUCGGCAGUCCUGGUUUAUGUCAUCAUAGCCCAUUUGCGAGCGAACUUGACUGGAGCGACCGGCAUGACUGAGAUGGCAAAAAUUGAAGUCCCGAAGACGACGAGCAGCUUGCCGGUAAUUUCGCCUGAGAAGGAUGCAAAGCGAUUAUGA
Messenger RNA from Cylindrotheca closterium, 2769 nucleotides. NCBI's taxonomy places the organism in Eukaryota, Bacillariophyta, Bacillariophyceae, Bacillariales, Bacillariaceae. The record is from the annotation of a GenBank genome assembly.